Prunus avium (sweet cherry) is the source of this 1151-nucleotide messenger RNA. RefSeq lists its product as uncharacterized. Lineage: Eukaryota; Viridiplantae; Streptophyta; Magnoliopsida; Rosales; Rosaceae. The record is from RefSeq and is a predicted model, not a curated record.
UCCAAGCUUACCACUAAUCAAUCCCAUUAUAUAAACUUCCCAUCUCUGUCAGUCGUAGCUUUCCCUUCCGUUUCCCAAUAAUUGCCAUUUGCCAGAGAAGAAGAAGAAGAAGCAAAGUUGAAAGAAUCCAAAGGGCCAUCUCUUCUUCUGGGCGUUGCUUCAGGAAGUUGAUGCCUUUGGAAUUUGAUUUCAGGAUUGAGAGCGAGAGGGUUAGAGUAAUAUAACAGAAAUAAACAUUUUCUCACGGGAAGGGCUCUCUGGUUUUCUUUCCUGUAAUCAAUUUUCCAUCGGAUUUUGCUGAAUUGAUUUUACAUUCCCGGGAAAAUCCUUGCAGUAGAUCUGAUAUUGCUUUCUGGGUAUUUCCUGUAUUGCAUGCAUGGGAGCAGUGGCUGUCUAGCAUGCCAUGGUAAGACCACACUGAAAAAUUCAGUGAAUGAGCCACCAAAAGGAUUAUUAAACGAAAGUCGGACAAUAAAUAAACCAAGCAUAUCAGAGGACUUCUGGACCACCAGCACGUGGGAUAUGGACAACAGUGCAGUUCAGUCGCAGGGAAGCAUGUCAUCAAUCAGCACAAACCAGACGCUUGAUCCGCAUGGUGGCUCUGGCAGCAAUACCACCCCUUCUGAGUUUGUAAAUCAUGGUCUUCUUCUCUGGAACCAAACUAGGCAGCGUUGGGUAGGGAAUAAAAAGUCUCAGAGCCCAGCAAAGCAAAUUCGAGAACCCAAAUUAAGCACUCAUUGUCUCAGCAUGGUUAAAUCGUUCUGCCUUUGCAGUUGGAAUGCGUCGUAUGAAAGUUUACUUGGGAGUAACAAGCCUUUCCCUCAGCCUAUUCCUCUUCCUGAAAUGGUAGAUUUUCUUGUUGAUGUUUGGGAGCAAGAGGGGUUGUACGAUUGAGCAGCCGAGGUACUAGAGAUUUUUAAGUUGGCUAGUUACGGAAGUUGAUCCAAGUAUUUGUGACAUUUUUACUGCCUCCUAGCAACUAGGAAGCGAUAGCAUGGCGUGUACAUUGACUAUAACAUCAUUUUUUGCUUGCUUCUCCUUGGAUUUUAACUCCCAGGGCCUUUUAGAUGUGCCCUUGUACUGCAUUCAAACUGAUUUAUAGGAUUGGUUUCUGCCACCAUUCACGGUGGGCGGUUUUGCAAAAUUCUCAA